Molecule: messenger RNA, 1031 nt
Organism: Radiomyces spectabilis
Lineage: Eukaryota; Fungi; Mucoromycota; Mucoromycetes; Mucorales; Radiomycetaceae
Exons: 2
Coding region: 262-894 (210 amino acids)
Source: RefSeq, a predicted model, not a curated record
UGCAACCAUGUAUUAAUCCGUCAUAUCAUUCACAACAAUAGGUUGACGGUAUUGGAGCUGUUUGGUUGACGGAUUUUGGGUAACCAUAGCAACCACGAUUGAUACAUGGCUCUUGGGUGGUCGAGAUACAUAUAUCCAUAUUGAUGCUUUCCAUCUUUUUCUUUUCUUUGACACAGAUCUUGUGCUGAAAUCAACGAUCGUAAGCCACUGUUCCUUGAUAGAGCCAAAGUAAAUUGGACGGAAGAAGUAGCAUCACCAGAGAUGAUCGCUAAGCGGAUAUUCAUGAAGAGCUCCGACGUGUUUAUGGCCACGUUGAUGCUUGCUGAAAUUUUAACACAUGGCAUGGACGAUCAGGAAUUUGAACAGCGCGUGUUACGGAGACAAUACAAUGGAAAUAUUGACCUUCAGUUAGACAUAUUCCUUCCUUGCUACGCACCGUAUCAACCGAUUCUUAGCAACGGUCUCAAAAACAAUCCCAUUGAAAGGCCAACCGCAUCCAGCAUCCUGUUCUAUCUCCACAAUAUGCAACGCCAAUCAUUUGGCGAUCCCGCCACAAACCCUGCCAUGGCGCCACUGUCAUCCGCAAUAUCGCAGCCAUCAGAAACCUGCGCAAGCCGCUCCCCCUCUUUAUCAGACAUCUGCUCCGACGUAACGGAAUGUGACCGGUGGAGCAAAUCUUCUUCUGAUCACGAAAGUAACGAGGAACCAUUGUACAGUAAACUGCCUGAAAGGUUACCUAGUGAACAAACAUCGCCACUUCAUACCUCUUCCGAUGGUUUUGACUCUUCGGAUCACAACGAUGAAGACUAUGAGUCUUGCAUCAGACGAAGCAGGAAAAAAGCCCGAGCCGUAACCCGUUUGGAAAUUGAAAACAACAAUUUAGUCCAUUCCUGAUUUAUUACAUAUCAAUCAGAUCGCCUUGCAUAUUACAUUACACAGCGUGAAUCAUGUCAUGACAAUGCCAUGUCACACCACAUCACAGCACAUCACACCAUAAAAAUGUUUGCUAUCAUUAUUAUCACAACAUGAUG